Molecule: messenger RNA, 2687 nt
Organism: Toxoplasma gondii ME49
Lineage: Eukaryota; Apicomplexa; Conoidasida; Eucoccidiorida; Sarcocystidae
Product: dihydropteroate synthase
Exons: 6
Coding region: 1-2247 (748 amino acids)
Biological process (GO): tetrahydrofolate biosynthetic process
Cellular component (GO): mitochondrial envelope
Molecular function (GO): dihydropteroate synthase activity; 2-amino-4-hydroxy-6-hydroxymethyldihydropteridine diphosphokinase activity
Source: RefSeq, a predicted model, not a curated record
AUGGGCUGCUGGCCACCAUCUUUUGCCUGUUUGCGGCUCUCUUGGUGGAAUUUGCCGCUGUUUCAUAAAAGGUCUGCGUUUUUUUUCUGGCCUCCGCCUGGGCUGCGUCUUCGCCCUCUGCCUGGAGGAGCAAUUGCACACUGUGCGAGCUCGCGUUCUUUUUCCUUUGGCCUUCUGCAGUCAAAAUUUUCCCCUUUCUUCACCAGAUUCCACCAAGGAACAAUGACGGCAAAUUCACAUUUCCUGCAGAAGAUGAGGGAAGAAGACCCUGGCAAAGAAUACGCGACAGCAUACAUUGCAUUGGGAUCCAACUUGCAGGGGGAUGCUCGACUAGGCAUCAUUGAAGAAGCGAUAUCCGAGUUGGGGCGGUGUCUAGGACCCAUUCUGGGCACAUCGUGCCUGUACGAAACCGUUCCAGCCUUCGACGUUUGUCCGAAAGGCGUCGUGCACGACGUCUUCCAUCCCUUUUACCUGAAUGCCGUCGUGAAACUCCGCACCCCCAUUACGGAUCCCUGGUACGUGUUGGAAAUUCUUAAAAAUCUAGAGGCGAAAACGGGGCGCCCACUGCCAACUCCUGAAGACAUGGAGGCGGCGCUGAACGACUGCACCUCCUCCGGAGAGGCUACCAAUGAGGACGUGCCUGGGCAAGGGAACAAGGGAGCUUCGCGGAAGGGCGACUGGAAAGAAGCGCUCAAAAAAGACAAGUACGUCCGCGGUGCUCCCCGGCUCCUUGACCUUGAUUUGCUUUUCUUUGACAAGAACGGAAGAUCCGUUGUUAUACACCCUGAUGUGCGUCCCGUCGACAAACAGUGGCCUCUGACACUGCCGCAUCCGCGAAUUAUCACGCGAAAUUUCGUCCUGUUCCCUCUGUGCGACCUCGAUCCGGAGUACAUACACCCCGUGGAGGGAAUGUCUGUGAAGGAGCUGCUUCGCAUCAACCUGGAGCGGCGCCGCAUUCAUUUGCUGAAUGCCGCGGAAGAAGCCCGGCAAACACAAGAAUUGGCGGCAAAGACGAAUAGCGAGACCUCCGGUGACCACAUCGCGUGCUCGCACCGUUGCGCACCGGCGGCAUCCCUUCACUUUGUGCACAACUACAGAAUUGACGGUUCGCUGGCCAUUCCGCGGCGGUGUUUCGCAGCGACGACUGAAGAGCUCUGGACUCUUGGUGGCGACGCCGGCAUCGUAGAUACCCUCUUGUACAUUGAAGAUGUCAAGACACACGCGGAUCAGAUAAUCAAGGUUGGUGGCGAGGAAGCGCUGUCGGAGGUGCAGCGGACGCAGCUGCUCCGUCUGCAACGCCUGGAGAAGACCCUGCGUGAGGAACAUCCGCUGAAGCUCAUGGGGAUUCUGAACGUCAGUCCAGACUCGUUCACCGAUCACUUUUCUGCGAGCGUCGACGAGGCUGUUGCCGCUGCAGAGGCCAUGGUAACUGACGGCGCAGACGUGGUCGACGUCGGAGGCGAGGCCACGAACCCUUUCAGGGUGGCCGGCGAAGUUCCGCUUGCAGUCGAAAGGGAACGGGUUGUUCCCGUUGUGCAAAAGAUCUUGGACAAACUCGGCAACCGCGUCAUCAUUUCCGUUGACACCAUGAAGGCCGAAGUCGCGAGAGAUGCUGUCACCGCCGGAGCGGACUGGGUGAACGACCAGACCGGAGAGAGCAGGAAGGGAGGGGACGGAGACCCGCUUUCCUUCGUUGUUGGCAACUCGACCACCGUCGUGCUGAUGCACAAACGCGGCACUCCCGACACGUUUGACGGUUAUCAAGACUACGACGACGUGGUACACGAGGUCGGUUCGUGGUUGGCCAGCAUGAGCGAGGCUCUUCAGCGAGGCGGCGUCGGCAGGUGGCGGAUUCUCGCGGAUCCCGGCUUGGGAAUCUCCAAGAAUCCUGAGCAGAGCUUCGAGCUGGUACGGGGCGUUCAGCGCAUCAAGCAGAUGUUGCCGACAGGCAUUCCCCAGCUUCUCGGCUUCUCCAGAAAAAGAUUGGUCGGGUGGGGUGUCGGUGAAUCCGCGCAAGAUAGGAAAGGUCCCCCGACGACUGAAACCGUCGAAGGUCGUCGAUGGGGAGGAGCAGCAAUUGCUGCCUGGUGUGCUGCAAACACAGACGCGGUGACCGUCGUCCGGACGCAUGACGUGAAGGACACUCGGCUCGUCCGCGACGUGACUGAGAGGAUUCAAGGAGUGAAAAGCACGAUUAACCUGAUGGAGAAAGAGCCAGAUAUGGCUCCGUUAUACAGCUUUUGGUGAUACUCAGCGAAUCUCGUUCACGUAGUAAACGAGGCUGAUUUCUGUUGCGUGUGUUGUUUUCUUAUAGAGGGAGUCUUGACCAUUGUCUUACUUGCAAACGGUAGUUGAACUAGCGCAAUUUUUUUCAUGUCCAAGAGCGCAUCGAGUUGCUUCUGUUGGAGUCUUGGCGAGUCCAUGUGAUGUGAGGAGCUUGACUAAACGAUCGUUUCGACCACCACAACGGCGAACCAUGCUCACUUCUGUGGUGCUCACAAGAACCACCAUCAUUCGUUGCUGCCGAAUGGACCGAUUUAUGUGCUGACACGGAUAUCUGAAAUUGCCUGGCGCUACACCGGUGAAGAUUUCUGGCAAGAGCCUCCAUAACCUGCGGGUGUUAUCUGAGUUCUGUCCGACAGCUGCAUUAGCAGCCACACAACUCAAGCUUUACAGGCAUGCUUGCC